GCGUUCCCUGGUCCGUCCCCUCUCCUGCAGGUGCGCCAGAAGAUGCUGUACGCUGCGACCCGCGCGACCGUGAAGAAGGAGUUCGGAGGAGGGCACAUCAAGGAUGAGAUGUUCGGCACCGUGCAGGAAGACAUCUGCUUCCAGGGGUACCUGCGUCACAUGACCUCCUGCUCCGCCCCCGCGCCCCUCACAGCCGCUGAACAGGAGCUGCAGCAAAUCAAGAUCAACGAGGUGAAGACGGAGAUCAGCGUGGAGAGCAAGCACCAGACCCUGCAGGGCCUGGCCUUCCCCCUGCAGAAGGAGGCCCAGCAGGCCCUGCUGCAGCUCCGCCAGAGGAAGAUCAACUACGUCCAGCUGCGGCUGGACACGGAGAGGGAGACAAUCGAGCUGGUCCACACCAACCCCACGGAGAUCGGGGAGCUGCCGCGCCGUAUCCCCAAGGACACGCCUCGCUACCACUUCUUCCUGUACCGACACUCCCAUGAGGGAGACCACCUGGAGUCUGUGGUCUUCAUCUACUCCAUGCCCGGCUACAGCUGCAGCAUCAAGGAGCGGAUGCUGUACUCCAGCUGCAAGAGCCGCCUGCUGGACGAGGUGGAGCAGGACCUUCAGCUGGAGAUCGCCAAAAAGAUGGAGAUCGACAGCGGGGAGGAGCUGACGGCGGACUUCCUGUACGAGGAGGUGCACCCCAAGCAGCACGCCUUCAAGCAGGCCUUCGCCAAGCCGCGCGGCCCGGCGGGGAAGAGGGGGAUGAAGCGCCUCAUCAGGGGCCCCGGGGAGAACGGGGAGGACAGCUAGAGGGGGGCGGGGGUCGGACUGUUUCCACGGCAGCCAAGCCGGGGGCACCCUCCCCCCCCCAGUGCUCGUCUGCGUCCUGUUUCUGCUUGGCUCUCUCUGUCUCUCGCUCUUGCUCGCUCGCCCUGCGCCCGGCCCCCCGCCUGUCCCUCUCGCGGCCCGCUGCUCUCAGGAGGACGGAGAAGGGAAACGCGCCCCCCUUUUCCUGCGCCCCUCUCCCGUGCCUCCUGUGCCGGCGCCCUUCUCCCCCGGCCCGGUUUCCGCGGCGAGGUCCUGUGCCGCCCCCGGACACCCCCCCGAGCCGCGGGAGAGAGCGCCUGUCCGUGGGUCGCGCCCGAGUCUGGCGGAGCGGUGCUCUCGGCGGCUCCCUGCACCCCUGCGCCCCUCUUUCCACAGCAGCGCGCCCACACACCAGAGCUUGCGUUUUAGGGCCGGAGGGUUGAGUCUUGGCUGUGGCUGAUCGUCUGGGGCGGCGCCGGUCUUCGUCUUCGUCAGGCGCUUCUGAGCGGCUCGUGCGACAGUCCUGUGCUCUCGGCCGAGGCCACACUGCUGCGCGCGGUCCAGCUCCUGGGGGGAUCUGGGGGCUCACUGGGGCCGUUAAUCCAAGGCAGGGGUACACUCUUCCUGGAGGAGCUCUCGGUUCUCCUUGUGGAACACUGCUUCCAGAAAGAUUCUGCUUCUGUUGAUCAACUUUUUUUUUUUUAAACGCGUUUUUGUUUUAGGGUGAUUUUUUUUUUAUUAUUAUUAUUAUUCUUUUGUGUCUAGUCCAGCUGCUGUUAACUGACCCUGCUACUCCCGCCAGUGGGAAUUUCAGGACACCGGAGACGGGGGGAGGGCAGUUCUGUGGCAUCAGCUCAAUGAGGGAUAUUGCAGUUAUUAGAUCUUCACUUUAUGAAAGGGAAAUGAAUCAUCUUUAAAAUGUGACACCGGGGUCUCCGCGCUCCAGGGUUGGUGGGCAGGUCUUGGAUCUGUUCAGAUCCACCUUCUGUGUGGCGUUUGCAUGGCUGUAGCCUCCAGUUUCUUCCCACCUCUGGGAGAUGUGCUGGCUCAGGCAGAGGGCUCCUCGGUCUGCAGGUUCCGCUGGGAUGGGCUCUGGAGUCCUGUACCUUCUUCUGGGAAGACACCGAUUCCUGGUGUGUGGGUUCUGGAGACCUCAGAGCUAGACUGCAUUCACAAAUUUUGUUUUUAGUUGUUUUUUUUUUCCUCUGCCAAUUUCCAAGCAUCUUGAUGAAAGGUUUCCUGUUUUUUUUUUUUUGAAAGUCAUUGUUUCACAAUCGGGGUCUUUCAAACGAAAUGCAACUCGCUGUGAACUGUGGUUUUUUAAAAAAACGGGGAAUUGGGAGUAGUUGAAAUUAUUGCACCAUCGUGUUUCUCAAGGCUCCCCGCUGC
Molecule: messenger RNA, 2184 nt
Organism: Lepisosteus oculatus (spotted gar)
Lineage: Eukaryota; Metazoa; Chordata; Actinopteri; Semionotiformes; Lepisosteidae
Source: RefSeq, a predicted model, not a curated record